Penaeus indicus is the source of this 1900-nucleotide messenger RNA. RefSeq lists its product as uncharacterized. Lineage: Eukaryota; Metazoa; Arthropoda; Malacostraca; Decapoda; Penaeidae. The transcript has 6 exons. The record is from RefSeq and is a predicted model, not a curated record. The coding region runs from base 47 to 1144 and encodes 365 amino acids.
UCGAGGCCGAACCCCUGGCGUGCAGUUCUGUCGAAGGAGACCGAGGAUGAAGCUUCGAAUCUGUUUCGCUGUUAGCCUUCUGACGCUGGGUCAGGCUCGAGAUUGUGAAAUUUAUCAUGUGAGAGGCUUCGAAAUUCCCAUGGCUGUUGGUCCAAGAAAAGUAUCCGUUUUGCUUGAAAAGUAUAUGGAAAUCCGGAUUAGCUUUAACAAAUAUUUUGGUGUUAAUUCAACCGAAAAGAAGUGGCAUGAUUUGACUACCAAGAAAAAUGGAUCCAACUUCUGCGUGGCAGCUCCAACGCUCCUCGGCAAUGAGACAUGCAGUGGAAAUCAAGACGUGAUUUCCCUUCGUACGAGCUCCACGACGUCCUGGAAACUGGACUGCCCUGGCGUCGCUGAGGCGCCACAAGGUUCUCGGCAGUGUCGCCGUCACCAGCUUUACGCCGUGCAUCUCGGUCUUGAUUCCAUCCCAGCUUCGUUCUACUGGAAGCCUAAGGCCAUGGCCACAGGUUUAGCGGUAUCGGAUAAGGACCGCUCACGCCAGAUUUGGGCGAUGGACACGACUAUCUGGAAGGAUGUCACCUUAGGUCGUGAUUCCGGCCGGCCCUGUCGUGUAUGCAGUGAACGUCUGAACGCGAGUUUUUCAUGCGCUCAAAAACUCACAAGUGAAGAAUAUAUAACGUUUGAGAGUAUUAAUGAGAAUAUCAACAAAAGUAUAAGUUACUUUGCCUUUGAAUGCAGUGGUAUCCCAGACGAAAACGUCACCGAAUCGCCCUCGCCCAGUGAUGUUCCUCCCAUGCCUCCGCAAACGGUACCUCUUUGGAAUGUGUUGGCGAUCGUCGGCGCAGUCGACCUGGUCGCCAUCGCCGUCGUCUUGGUCGUAGUGAAGGUGAGGAAGUCCAGGUCGUCGAGAGAGGCCGCGAUUCCCGCCGAUGACCUGCACGACCCUGGCCGCGAUGACGACCGAGAGGACGACCACGACUAUUGCUACGUCGACUUGCCCGUCUCGAACGCCCAGCUGGAGCAGGAGAGGAGGGCGACGCGCACAGACUGCGGCGGAGAGACGACCAGCCUGCGCAGCCACGACUCCGAGAACUCUGCGUACGGGGAAAUCCAUUCAAAUGUAUCGCAGAGAGAGGGGCAGUAAGGGAGGGGGGGGGACAGGAAAACUGCGUCGCAAGCAAGGAUCUUCAGAUUGAAUUCCUGCAUUUACACUGCACUCUGCCAGGAUUGAAAUCGCAGGUAUCAAAACAUCAGGUUCAAUAAGCAGACAAACCCUCCGUCUAAACCAAAAAGCGAAAAUAUGUCACGUUUCGAGUCAGAUCGGUUUCCUCAUCAGGUCAUUGCGGUUUAUCGUCUGGCGGGGAGUCCAAAAUAUCUCGAAAUUGCAAUUGAAAGAGCUUAAGAGUUAAUGAUCCUUUCAUUUUCUGUCUGUUCCAUUUCGUCAGUAUAUGUUGGUGUUUCUUUCAUGCAGUUAUGUAUUUGUACCUGCCUUUAUUAUUUGACUUUGAGUUCUAUCCUAUUAGUUUUAAAUUGUCUCAUUCUGAUUCCGAGGCAUAUUUUCAAAUCAUAACAGUAAAGCUAAUGAUGAUCACUAUGAUAGAAAUAUGGUUAAUGAUACUGCUAUCACUGAUAUUAAAAUUAAUUGAAGUACCAAUCAAAAUGAUCCUACUGUAAUGAAUAUCAAUGCCAUUUUAAGAUCAUCACCAUCAUCUUCUAUUAAAAAUAUUAAUGUUACAUUUUAUAGAUGAUUAUCACUAAUAUUAUAUUGAAACGUCAUUGUAUGAUUGUACUUUUUUGUAAGUUACAAACAGGGACGCACCUUAUUAUCAAGUAUGUUAAAAAGCUACACUAAGACAAGUCCGGAAACACGUAUUUCCUUUGGCUUUUAAUAAAACUUUCA